This is a messenger RNA of Hyaloperonospora brassicae, 1431 nucleotides long. Lineage: Eukaryota; Oomycota; Peronosporomycetes; Peronosporales; Peronosporaceae. The record is from the annotation of a GenBank genome assembly.
AUGCCGCGCCACGUCAUUGAGCGCCGUCUGCUCAGCGCGUACACGGGACAACUGGCGCUCGCGCUCUUCUCGUCGCCCGGCGCUCCCCUCGCGAUCGUCGGCUGGUGCCUCGUCGCUCCACUGCUGGCGCUGCACUCGCCGCGACAGGAACUCGCGCCUCUCUACGCGUCUCUCAGUCUGCGCGUCCUCUCGCCAUUGGUCGCGUCUUUGUCUCUCGCUCCUUUCCCUGCUCCUCCUGCUGCUGCUACUGCUGCUGCUGCCCCGUCGCUGCUGCUCUCGGUCAUCGACGCGCUCGUCGUCCUGUCAGUGGCUCUCGCGUGGCUCUCGUCCGCGCUCUUCCCCUGGCCACACUUGUCCCCGCUGCAUGGACCCUACGCGGCCAUUGGCUGUCGCUCGACUCGUCUCGGCGGCAUCGAGUGCCGCGUGCUGUACCCCUCGACGACCGGCAAAGCCGCGACUGCUGACCGUGAACGCGAUCGGUCGGCUGCCAAGCGAUUGGUCCCGUACUUGCACCACGGCCACCACGUCAUGAAGGGGCUCGGGCGCUCGCAGAACCUGCCCGCGUGGCUCUUCCACAACAUGAGCAACGCACACUUGAGCGCGGUCGAAGACGCGCCCAUUGCGCCACCGUCGCUGUCAACUGGCUGGCCCGUGGUCAUCUUCAGCCACGGACUUGCGGGCUCGCUGGAGCUCUACUCGAGCGUGAACCAAGAGCUCGCGAGUCAGGGCUACGUGGUCGUGGUGCUCAAUCAUUGCGACGGGUCGGCCUGCGUGUGCAGCCCCGAGCCGGGCCGCAUGGAGUACUACCACGAGAUUACGCUGGAAGUACGCGACGACAUCGACCAAGCAGGCUUUCGCUUUCGCAAUGGACAGCUGCAGCAGCGUGUUUGUGAAGUGCGCUCCGUGCUGGACGCUAUCGAGUUGCAACACGCAGUGGCAACAAGUGUCUUCAAGCAGUGCAAUCUGAACGACGUGAGCAUCGCUGGCCACUCGUUUGGGGCCGCAACAGCGCUUAGUGUUGCGCAUCAAGACGAGCGCGUGAAAAAGAUGGUGCUGCUGGACGCGUGGAUGGAGCCACUCGACCGUCACGUGUGCGACGGACUGGGCGCCCGUGUCCCUGUCCUUCACCUGCUGUCGGAGCACUUUAUGAAUUGGCGUCCGAAUGCCAAGAGCGUCGAGCGUCACGUGCGUGGGUGCACGCACGCACUAUCCCGCUUGACCUGGUUGCGCGACACGCGGCACAACAACUUUUCGGACGUUCCCAUCUUCUCGCCAAUACUGAAUCGACUCAUGAAGUCCACCGGCAAGAUGGACCACCUUCGCGCCCUCCAAGCGAUCGGUGAGCUGUCCGCUGCGUUCUUAGCGGGUGACUUUGAUGCCCGUGCACUCGAGUUUCCCGAAUUGGCGAUCGUUGACACCACUGCGGAAUAG